Messenger RNA from Penicillium expansum, 486 nucleotides. Its product is annotated as tropomyosin. NCBI's taxonomy places the organism in Eukaryota, Fungi, Ascomycota, Eurotiomycetes, Eurotiales, Aspergillaceae. The transcript is spliced from 3 exons. The record is from RefSeq and is a predicted model, not a curated record. The coding region runs from base 1 to 486 and encodes 161 amino acids.
AUGGACAAGAUCAAGGAGCGCAUGAUCGCCCUCCGCGCCGAGGCUGAUGAGGCUCACGAGCUCGUCGAUGAGCUCAAGGCCAAGGUCAAGACCUUGGAACAAGAGAAUUUGUCCAAGGAACAAGAGAUCACAUCGCUCAACCACCGCAACCAGCUUCUAGAGGAAGAGGUUGAGAAGGCAGAGACCGCCCUCAAGGAGGCUAAGGAUGCUGCCAGCCAGAGCCUCCAGCACGACACUCAGAACGAGGCCCUGCAGCGACGGGUGCAGCUCCUUGAGGAGGAGGCUGAGGAGAAUGACAAGACUCUGCGGGAAACAAACGAGAAGCUCCGCCAAACCGACAUCAAGGCUGGCCACUACGAGCGGAAGGUGCAGGCACUCGAGGACCAACACGCCAAGCUGGAGCAAAGAUAUGAGGAUGCGAUCAAGGAGCACAGCACCGUCAAGAAGGAGCUUGACGACCUUGCAUCCCAGAUGGCUGACAUCUAA